This is a messenger RNA of Prunus avium (sweet cherry), 389 nucleotides long. The record is from RefSeq and is a predicted model, not a curated record. Lineage: Eukaryota; Viridiplantae; Streptophyta; Magnoliopsida; Rosales; Rosaceae.
UAAUUGUCUUCUGAACUUCUUGCAGAUCUUUACACAAAGAAUAUGUUUCAGCUCCUGCAGUCUGCCUAUUCUACAAUAAGCAUCCAAGACACAGCUCUCUUCCUUGGAAUGAGCGAGGAUGAUGCCACAACUUUUGUACAACAGCAAGGUUGGGCUGUGGACCCUGCUUCUCAAAUGCUUACUGUGAAGAAGCAGCCCAUUGUUACAGAGCAGAAACUGGAUGCCAGUAAAUUGCAGAACUUGACAGAAUAUGUAUUCCAUCUAGAGCAUUGAAGGAGCUUUUAAGAACCUGAAGCUGUGAAUUGUCUUUUUAAUCAGCUGCAUACUUAGAUCAUGUUUAGAAGAGUAAACAGGAUCUCAGAUUUUGUAUUUACGCAACACUUAGAGCA